CGCCUCGGCUAUGCGGACGCACUCCUCGCCGAGUGCGAGUCCUUCGGCGCGAGUCCUUACCGCAGCGGCCGUCGAGCGUGCGGUCCGCGACAUGAACCACGACUACUCGCGUCCCUCCACCUACUUUAAUUCGCGCCUUUACAAAGUCACAGAAGCCCAUCGGGCGUUGGAGCUUCUUGAAGACUACCAUUCAAAGCUGAUCAAGCCGCAGGACAAACAGCUGCGACUUGCCAUUGAACGAGUGAUCAGGAUCUUCAAGUCAAGGCUUUUCCAGGCCCUCUUAGGCAACCAAACGUACCGCAUCCAAUGGCACCGCAUACAGCGCCAAACGCAGGAACAGAACAGAAAUCAAUAACGCGGCAAAACAUUCGUAAUAUUAUGUUCAUAAUUCAUUAACAGUGGAGUAAAUAUAUCUGAAAGUGAUUCUGGACGAUAGCUGUAACUACAACACAGAAUGAUGUUAAUGUCACUAUCAUCGUAUCUGCAAGCGAUUGACAAGUACUGGGACAUGCAGGAUGGCUACAAAAUUGCGCAAUUACUCUCAAUCAAAUACAAUCAAGUUGCAAAUCUUGCGCAGGAAAAUCCAGGCAAUCUAGUAUCAAAACUGGUCAAGAUACCUAUUGAUGAAAUAGUUGCAUGUCAUCUCAAAUGUGUAUUUUAUGCAACUAACCAUAAGUUCCUGGAUGCAUACCAGCAGCAGAGCCAAUUAACACAGGCUUUAACAAAAAUAAUGCAAGCCAGGAGGGAGGAAAAUUGGUUCCUGCCUUUGAUGUAUGUAGCUUGUUUAGAUCUGCGUCUCCUGGCACAGCGUGCCGAAAAGGAUGGAAUCGGUGACACUGAUAAACCAGGCGAGAUCCUCGAAAAGGCUGCAGAAUGUCUCAUGGGCUGUUUUCGUGUCUGCGCUGCCGAUAACCGCGCAUCAGAAGAAGACACAAAACGUAUUGGCAUGCUAAAUCUCGUCAAUCAGUUGUUCAAGGUGUACUUUCGGAUAAACAAGCUGCACUUGUGUAAGCCUCUGAUUAGGGCGAUUGAUUCACUGCCGUUCAAAGAGAGCUUUUCGCUGAGUCAACAGAUAACGUAUCGGUACUUUGUGGGGCGGAAGGCGAUGUUUGACAGCGACUACAAGGCGGCCGACCAAUACCUUACCUAUGCGUUUGAAAACUGUCACAGAUCAAAUAAAAAGAACAAGCGCCUGAUCCUGAUUUAUCUCGUUCCGGUGAAAAUGUUAUUAGGGUAUAUUCCAAGCAAGCGCGUGCUUGAAAAGUAUGAUGUUGUGCAGUUCUGGGACUUGGUGCAAGCAGUAGUCCAAGGAAAUUUGCGCGUGUUCGAUGAACUCAUGAUUGAACAUGAAGAAUUUUUCAUAAAGUGUGGGAUUUAUUUGAUUGUCGAUAAACUUAAGAUUAUUGCUUAUAGGAACCUAUUUAGGAAGGUGUAUUUAAUUUUGGGAACGCAUCAGAUACCUGUGGAGGCAUUACAAACUGCACUGGUGUCAUUAGGGCAAGCAGAUGUGGAUUUGGAUGAGACACAGUGUAUUGUUGCGAAUUUAAUUUACGAAGGAAAGAUUAAGGGAUACAUUUCACAUCAGCAUAGGAAAGUUGUUGUCAGCAAACAGAAUCCUUUUCCACCACUCACUUCCUUAUCAUAUCCAACUAAUGGAUAAACAUAUUUAUUGCAACAAAAUAUCAUAGAUAAGUUUCAUCAGUUUGUAAACAAUAUAGACCCAAAAGACGAACAUCAUGAGGUUAUAAUUGAGCACAAAGUAGAAGAAACACAUUUUGACCAACGUGUUUUCUUUGAAUUGUUUUUGAACAUUGUGAAAAAAGUGCACAGCCAACUGAUACAAGUAAAUUAAUUUUGUAAAAUACUUCCAAUACACAAAAUAUGAUGAAUUUUUAUCAAUUUCA
This is a messenger RNA of Dalotia coriaria, 1904 nucleotides long. It is a transcript of the gene PCID2, whose product is annotated as PCI domain-containing protein 2. The coding region runs from base 455 to 1660 and encodes 401 amino acids. The record is from RefSeq and is a predicted model, not a curated record. Gene Ontology annotation, biological process: post-transcriptional tethering of RNA polymerase II gene DNA at nuclear periphery; transcription elongation by RNA polymerase II; poly(A)+ mRNA export from nucleus. NCBI's taxonomy places the organism in Eukaryota, Metazoa, Arthropoda, Insecta, Coleoptera, Staphylinidae. Gene Ontology annotation, molecular function: double-stranded DNA binding; RNA binding. Gene Ontology annotation, cellular component: transcription export complex 2. The transcript has 4 exons.